Paraglomus occultum is the source of this 957-nucleotide messenger RNA. Lineage: Eukaryota; Fungi; Glomeromycota; Glomeromycetes; Paraglomerales; Paraglomeraceae. The record is from the annotation of a GenBank genome assembly.
AUGUCGCCCAAAGCACAAAGUGUUAUACAGUUUAUAGUAGAACGAUUUAAGGAUUUAAGCAGACAACGACGUUUUCCUUUAAAGCCACUAAUAGUAGGCAUCAGUGGAAUUCAAGGCUGUGGUAAAACAACAUUACUCUCCAACGUUGUCAGAAAACUCGAUCAAGACCACAAUUUGGCUGCUGUUUCGUUUUCAGCGGACGAUUUCUAUCAUACUUAUGAGAAACAAGUACAAAUAAAAUUAAACAAUUCACAGAAUCGUCUUCUUGAGAUGCGUGGACUACCAGGCACGCAUGAUGUAGCUUUCUGUAGGGACACGUUUGCAGCAUUAUGUAAAGCUCAGUACGAAUAUGCUACUCAUACUGGGGAAACAGAAACGAAAGCAAGUCCCGUACUUGUUCCAAAAUACGACAAGUCACGUUACAACGGGAAAGGAGAUCGCGUUCCUAAAGAUCAGUGGCAAAUGAUAUUACCACCCACUGAUAUUAUACUAUUUGAUGGGUGGUUUCUUGGGUUUAGGCAUAUGCCUGAUGAGGUUUUAAGCAGAAUAUACAAUGAUGCGUCACGCCGGCCCAAUGGAGAUAAAAAACCCUUAUUCUUGUCUCAUGCGUUAUCGCAUUUGUUAACAAUCAAUAACAAUUUGAAAGAAUACGAAGCAAGUUUAUAUCCAUUUAUUGACAUAUUCGUUCAUAUCGACACUAAAGACAUUGAGCUUGUUUAUAAAUGGCGUCUUGAGCAAGAACACAGAAUGAUUGCGGAAGGGAUGACCGGAAUGACGGAUAUAGAAGUAAAGGAAUUUGUGGAUCGAUAUAUGCCAGCAUAUGAGUUGUAUCUUCCAAAAUUACGAGAAACUAGUUUCUUUGAGCAAAAUGGUCACAAUUCUGAAGAUGUCUCUGGAAGACAUUUGAGGUUACUGAUUGAUGAAAACCGGGAUAAAAUUUCACAAGUAAUUUUAUGA